Molecule: messenger RNA, 1024 nt
Organism: Salvia hispanica
Lineage: Eukaryota; Viridiplantae; Streptophyta; Magnoliopsida; Lamiales; Lamiaceae
Biological process (GO): regulation of transcription by RNA polymerase II
Cellular component (GO): nucleus
Molecular function (GO): protein dimerization activity; RNA polymerase II cis-regulatory region sequence-specific DNA binding; DNA-binding transcription factor activity, RNA polymerase II-specific
Source: RefSeq, a predicted model, not a curated record
GGGCUAUACAUAUAGGGAGACAGAGAAAGAGAGAGAAGACUUGUUGCUUGUUGAUUGAAUCAUUUAGUUAUAGUUGCUUCAAACAUUAUAUGAUGGAGUCCUCAAACUUAUAUGAGUUGCAACAACAGCUUGCUUCUUUUUCUUCUUUGGCAACAGCUCAAUCCACAACUGAACUACCACCCACACACCAAUGGAAUCCAAGCUUGCCUCUGAACAACGAUGCGUAUGAUCACUACAUGAAUCAAAUCCUUCCUAUGUCAGCAGCUCAAGUCACCACGAAUAAUUAUCUUGGACACGAAAGGUGCCCUAAUCCGAUCGAUCUUUGUCACAGUAGCGCAAGCCCAUUCUCGUCUCAACUCGGUUGGAAUGUUUCCCCAUGUCCAACUUCUGCUAACAUUGAUUAUGUAUUGGAUAGUGUCAUUACCUCUUCUUCAACCUCCUCUUUCACCAAUUACUCCAACAAGGAUAAAGCUAUUUCCCGGACAAAGAGGGUUUCUAGUUCAUCUCAAAAAGGUGAAGCACCAAAGAAGAAGAAGGCAGCCUCGUGUACAUUGCCUAAGGAGAAGAUAGGAGACAGGAUUGCAGCUCUCCACAGACUAGUGGCUCCUUUCGGCAAGACAGAUGCAGCAUCUGUACUAACUGAAGCUCUUGGCUACAUUCAGUUUCUUCAUCAUCAAAUCCAGACAUUGAGCAUGUCUUGUAUAAAGCCAUCCCAGAGCAAUCACCUACAAUGCUUUCAACGGGUUUCGAAGGGGAAAGAGUGUUGGGACGCAAAGCAAGUUGAUCUACAAAGUAGAGGGCUUAGUCUUGUGCCCAUUUCUGUUGCCGCCUACGUUUCUUCAUCUAGUAGUGUUGGACUUGAUUGAUGACAUCCCGAUGGUGAUAACGACGAUGACGAUUGCGACAACCGUGUUGAUGAAUAAUUAUAGAAAUUCAUUAAGUUGCACAAAGAUAAUUAGUUGCUUGCCGCAAAAAUAAUCCUGCUUUAUGGAAUGCAUAUCUCCUACAUGGAUUUUCUUGUUUU